Molecule: messenger RNA, 1745 nt
Organism: Notothenia coriiceps (black rockcod)
Lineage: Eukaryota; Metazoa; Chordata; Actinopteri; Perciformes; Nototheniidae
Product: peptide-N(4)-(N-acetyl-beta-glucosaminyl)asparagine amidase
Exons: 2
Coding region: 16-396 (126 amino acids)
Biological process (GO): glycoprotein catabolic process
Cellular component (GO): cytoplasm
Source: RefSeq, a predicted model, not a curated record
CAUCCUCCAGGUGUGAUGACUGAUUGUAUUUUCUCUCCCCAGGUGUACUUGGCUCGUACUGAAGGCUCCUCUUCGGGAAAAGUCAGCUGGAAGUUUGACUUUUCCUCGGCGGGGAUGAAGGUUUCGUCUGUCUCCGUCUCAGCUAAGAGUGAGACCUUCCACUCGGGGAGCGUCUGCUGGACCCUGCAGGCCGGAGAGAGAACUGCAGCGUUCACUGGAGAUGGGAAGAUGCAGGACCUCCCGAGUGUCUCCGGCUGCUCAGAGUUCAUCAUUGAAGCCGGACUGAGCGGAGGAGAGGGGGAAACAACAUGGCAGCACUCUCAGAUCUUCAGGCAAAGCUUAAAGGAGACGGAGGAGCCUUCGUUUGAGAUCCUCGUACACUUAGAAGAUGCUUAACAGUUGUUUUUAUGGAUGGUAUCUAAAUGUGUGGGAUGAGGGGUUUGUAUGAUGACAAAACAGUGCAAUAUGUACACGUGUGAGUUCUCCAGGAUGAGUAUAUAUGAAUGGAUGAUUGGUAGAUGAAUGAGAACAUCGCAGAGUAAAAACACUUUGACCAAAUAAAGUCCAGAAACACUGCAUGUAAAGCGUUUUAAACAUGUUAGAUUUGCCUUCACUGUAAAAGUCAUUUGAGACAGAGAGGAGUCAUCGUCCACUUAGAUGAUAAUUCAAUAUUGUGUAUGCUUAUUGUUGGAAUAAUGGAUCUGUAUGAUGACAAAACAGUGCAAUAUUUACAUGUGUGUGAGUCCUCCACAAUGAGUAUAUAUGAAUGGAUGAUGAUUGACAAGAUGUUGUACCCAUCGCAGAGUUAACACACACCAUUUGACCAAAUAACCUGUAAAACAUGCAGUCUAGAAACACUACAUGUAAAGGGUUUUAAACAUGUUAGAUUAGCCUUCACUAUAAAAGUCAUUUGUGAUGCACGGAGUCAGAGGAGGUCUCAUUUGAUAUCCUCGUACACUUAGGAGAUAUUUAACAGUUGUUUUGCUUCUUGUUGGGAUAAUAGAUCUGUAGGGUGAGAAAUUGGUGCAAUAUUUAAAUGUCUGUAAGAUGAGAUGAGAUGAGAAUAUAUGAAUGGAUGAUUGACAGGAUUUUGUACCUUUCACAGAGUGAAGUCAUACAUUAAACAUUGAUUUGACUAAAAGCAGAAUAACCGAUGACAUAUGUGGUCCAAAAACCCUGCAUGUAAAGAGAUUUAAACAUAAAAAAGGCCAUUGUUUUUGUUAAAUUGGCCUCCGUUUGUGAUGCAUGGAGACAGAGGAGUCUUAAAUUGAUAUGCUCGUCCACUUAGAAGAUACUAAAGAAUUUUUUUACUAAUGUUAAACCUUAUUGGGGGCUUAAUUCUGAUUUAAUUGCUGGGAUGAUCGAUUUGUAUAAAGACAAUUUAGUGAAAUAUUUAAAAGCGUGUCAUCUUCCAGGGUGAUUAAAGUGAAUUACAUAUUGAAGGGUAGGCUAAAGUCACAUAUUUUAAACUUUGAUUUUACUAGAGUUACCUAUGAGACACGCAGUUAAAAAUACACAACAUUUUGACAUUAUAAGCCAUAGUCACAUCGUCAUCGGUUUUGCAUGGAGACAUUCCCUAGACGCCAGAUUUCCAGCUAUUAAUAAACUAAUUAUUGGUCUCAUUUAUGGCAUUUGUACACCUUGCCAUGCAUACUUAAAUCCAUGUGUACUAAUAUAAACUGAGUGUUGUUGUUGUGGAGGAAAGGGAUGAAUGUUGGGGGAAUAUAUGAUGGGAUAAUAAAGAU